Molecule: messenger RNA, 401 nt
Organism: Hymenoscyphus albidus
Lineage: Eukaryota; Fungi; Ascomycota; Leotiomycetes; Helotiales; Helotiaceae
Source: the annotation of a GenBank genome assembly
AUGUCCCUCAAAGUCAAGAAAAUAACAGUAAGGACUCAAUCCUUCAUGCCCAGGCACAGCUAAAUACCUAUGCAGACCGAAACAAUGAUCGUUCGGGAGGGCUUGCAGUGAACAAGCUAGCUUCAUGGUUCCCUCCAGCACCUUUUUAUCCUGUCAAUCACUCCGCCCCCAAGCCUGAAGACAGAAUGGAAAGAUACCGUCGACAGAGAGAUGAAGCCGAAACAUUAGUUGAAUCGAUGAAAUCUAAACUUACCAAAUUGGAGCCAGAAUUAUCGGCUCAGCAAGAGGCUAACAAGGAUGCACAACGACGAUUUCGAGCACUCGAAGACAAAAAAGAACAUCCGGUACCAAAAGCUGCUUCAGCCACAACACCUCGACUCUCGGUUCUCUACAAGUCUUAG